Messenger RNA from Sitophilus oryzae (rice weevil), 1925 nucleotides. RefSeq names its product alpha-soluble NSF attachment protein (gene alphaSnap). The transcript has 3 exons. Gene Ontology annotation, cellular component: SNARE complex; vacuolar membrane. Gene Ontology annotation, biological process: SNARE complex disassembly; intracellular protein transport. The record is from RefSeq and is a predicted model, not a curated record. Lineage: Eukaryota; Metazoa; Arthropoda; Insecta; Coleoptera; Curculionidae. Gene Ontology annotation, molecular function: syntaxin binding; soluble NSF attachment protein activity. The coding region runs from base 143 to 1018 and encodes 291 amino acids.
AGGCAUGCGUAACAGGAGCAUGGAUGAAAGAAGUCUAUGACAGCAGUCAGCCGUCAUUUAUCAACAAUUUCACUGAACUUUCACUGUUAAUUUGUCAUUAAAGUGUUCGUGAAAUACACGAUAAUAAAUAUAUUUUUAAAUAAUGUCAACAAAUGAACAAAAAGCUCAGCAAUUAAUUGCUGAAGCAGAGAAGAAAUUAGGCCCGAGAGGAUUUUUUGGUUCGCUAUUCGGUGGUUCUAAUCGUCUCGAAGAUGCUGUGGAAUGUUUUCAACGUGCUGCUAAUUUAUUUAAAAUGGGCAAGAGUUGGUCUUCAGCUGGUAGUGCUUUCUGUGAAGCAGCCAACUUACAUUUGCGGAGUGGAUCUCGACAUGAGGCUGCUACGAACUAUGUUGAUGCUGCCAAUUGCUAUAAAAAAUCCGACAUUAAUGAAGCCGUUAAUUGCCUGUUAAAAGCAAUAGAAAUUUAUACGGAUAUGGGUAAAUUUACUAUGGCCGCAAAACAUCAUCAAACUAUUGCUGAAAUGUAUGAAAGUGAAGCGGUUGAUCUGGAAAAAUCUGUUCAACAUUAUGAACAAGCUGCUGAUUAUUUUAGAGGGGAAGAAAGUAAUGCAUCGGCCAAUAAAUGUUUAUUGAAAGUUGCUCAGUAUGCUGCUCAGUUGGAAAAUUAUGAAAAAGCCAUACAAAUAUACCAAGAAGUAGCUACCUCAGCAUUAGAAAGUUCCUUACUUAAAUAUAGUGCAAAGGAAUAUUUGUUUAGAGCUGCUCUAUGCCAUCUGUGUGUUGAUGUUUUGAAUUCACAACAUGCUUUGGAAAGAUAUAUUCAACAAUACCCAGCUUUUCAGGAUUCCAGAGAAUACAAACUUGUUAAGACAUUGAUUGAUCAUAUUGAAGAGCAAAACGUAGAUGGUUAUACUGAAGCUGUAAAGGAAUAUGAUUCAAUUUCACGUUUAGAUCAGUGGUAUACAACGAUUUUACUUAGAAUUAAAAAGCAACUGAAUGAAAACCCUGACUUGCGUUAAAUCUUAACAUUUUAUGGAUUUGAACUUGUUAAUUAAUUAUAUAUUUUAUUUAUUGUUAAUUUAGGGUAUAGUUUUACUUCAUAAACCUAUAUUAAUGGUUACUGUGAUUAGGUUACAUUUAUUUUUGUAAAUGUUCUUCCAAUGUUUUUCGGUUCUUUUCCAUAAGUAAUUCUAUAUAAUGAGUUAGCUAAUUUAAUUAAUAUGAUAUAGUGUAUUUAGAACCAAAUGCAUUUUAUCAUGUUUGGAGUAAAAUUGUAUUUUACACAUUUGCUAACUGCUGCGAAGUAUUCUUCGAGAUAAUAUUUUUAAUUGAAAAUGUUGAAAUUGAUGCUUUGUGCUAUGUACUUCAUUUCAACUGAUAUAAUUUUGUUAAUGAUUUUUUAUAUAACAGCUUCUAGACAGUAGAUAUAUAGUAAUUCAAGUUCUUUAAUGUAAAAUUUAUAUAUUCAUUCGUUUAAGGACCCAAACUUUACCGUUUUACUUUCAGAGUACCUACAUUAAUAAAUAAUUUUUUAUUAUAAGUAAUUCGUGGGUUUACAAUAAAACUGAUUUUAUUCCUUUUAUUGUCAUUGUGUCUAAGCUAGGGUUUAAAGCUAAUUAAUAUUGUAUAUCACUAAUGAAAUAUUCAAUUUUUGAACGUGUACUUGACAUAUUUCCAGUUUUGUAAUAUCCAUUACUAGUUUAAUAUAAGUAGCACCAUUUUAAUAUUUCUAAUAAUUAGAAUUAGGGAAACUGCAAAUUAAUGAACAUUAUGGUAUCUUAGCAAAAAAGCAAACUUGUAUUUCUAAUCAUGUGUUGUAGCCUCGUGUGUAUUAGAAUUACAGGAUCAUGUAGUGAUUCAUUGAAAGACAUCAGUUUAUGCUGUAUAUAAUCGUAAGCGAUAAAAUAAAAAUUCCAUUUGGAAAUA